Messenger RNA from Epinephelus lanceolatus (giant grouper), 5871 nucleotides. Lineage: Eukaryota; Metazoa; Chordata; Actinopteri; Perciformes; Serranidae. The record is from RefSeq and is a predicted model, not a curated record.
GGAGCCGUAGCAGAAAAAGGGGGGUUGUUGUGUGCACUUUCUCUUUGUCCUGGAGAGGUGUGUGGGUUGAGCGUGAUUUGACCGUAAGACAGAAAGUGACUUCAGAGGGAAUUACUGAAAAGAGCUGAACAUCUUUCAAGGAUUUUUUUUCUUGGAGGAACUGUCACUGAUUCAACAUGUUGGACAUGGAAACAAAUGGCCGAUAUCAUUGAUCUCUGAUGAGAACUUUUAAGGACGUGAAGGGAUUUAAAUGAGGAUAAGUCAACAGUCUUUAAAAGAUUUUCUUCAAGAAAAAGUCUUGCUUUACUUCUGACUGUUUCUUGGUGGGACUUCAACAGCUGGAUCAGUGUGAAGGUUUUCAAAGUUGACUUUGGGGAAAUAUUAAAGGAUAUUUAAUUAUAUUCCUCGGGAUUAGAAUCAAAUUCUGGUUAUUUUGAAGACUUUUUUUGCAAAUUUAAAACAGCUUUACACUACUUUUAGACAACUUGUUGAUAUUAUUUAUUUGCUCGUGAAUCUGACUUACUGUAGGUGGUGAGCCAACUGUGAGAUGUACUGCUAAAUAUUUCAUCUAUUCUCAAAGGAUACAAUCAAUCAACAUCGAUCAUUUUCACCUUCUUCCACUUAGUCCAGAGGGACAGUGACUGAGAGGAAAAAUCACUUGCAGAAACCUACCUCAAGAACCAACCACUUUCAUUAUUAAUACAUAAACCAGAAAGAGGAAGAGAGGCAGACAGAGAUGGCACAGAUAGAUGGAGGAAAAGAGCAGGGGCGUGUCAAGGACCAGGACCAGCCUGGAGCCAAAGCUGCUGUUGGAGGCCCAACAGCAGGCGGAGGAGUGGUGGUGGAGGUCAGGGAGAAGAAGGGACCUCUGCGGGCUGCGAUACCCACAAUGCCUUUCCCUCUGGCUGUCAUCUGUCUGUUUCUGAACACCUUCAUACCUGGACUCGGUACUUUCAUCUCAGCGUUCACGGUGCUGUGUGGAGCUCGCAGCGAGCUGAUCUCAGAGCGAGGUGUUUGUUGUGUGUUCUGGCUCAACGUGGCAGCAGCCCUCAUUCAGAUACUGACAGCUGUUAUCAUGGUUGGAUGGAUCAUGAGCAUCUUCUGGGGAAUGGACAUGGUCAUCCUGGCAAUUUCUGAUGGCUACAGAGACCAGGGGCUUCCUCAGGACGUCUGAGAGAGGUCGCUCUCCUGUUUGAUGGAUCACACGGACAGUUUGACCUCUUUACCCUCUCUGAUGCCUGAUGGUGACCUUUAGCUUUGUGAUGACCUGCCGUUGCCUAUAUUUCAAAUGCCGGCCCACAGAGAGAAGCAGAGACGUGAAAAUAAAUUUGGCACAUGGGAAACGAAGGAAGGAAAGAAUCAGCUGACUGCUUCUGAUUGCACGCUGCUGAUUGGCUGAGCCCACUUCUACAUUUAAUUUAAAAGGAACAAGACAAGGAAAGAGAGACUAAAACUGUACAGUCACAAGGAAACAAUGUGUUUGUAUUUUGUUGAGUGAGUAACAGUGAUUUUUGAAUUCUGUCUUUUGAUAUUAUUUCAUGUAUUUGAAAAAAAAAGUUAAUAUGUAAAAACUUGUAGAGCAGACUACAUGUUAUCUACAUGACAGGAUGAAGGAAAUGAAGGAAGGACAAUGUGUUGGCAUGACUGAGGAAAUUUAGAUGCUGAGUUGCAAGCUUUUUUUCCGUAUUUUUGGCUUGUGAAUUUUGACAGAUGAAAAAAUGAAGGAAAAAAAUCAAACAAAAACACUGACGUUAUGUGGCGCAUAACAGUUUUUCCAGAACCAGCGUAACCAGAGUUUUCACUGCCUCUCAACUGGCUGCCCUGUGCAGCAGCCAAUCUGCUUAAAGAAGUUAAUUUCAGUGUUAGGUGUCACUGGGUUUAUCGUCCCAUGGCCUGUGUCAAAGACUGACUUUAGCAUUAGCCUCCAGUGGGAUUUAGUGGCAUUUCCAUUGUGUGGUUCCAUCUCUAACUGUUCAGUAAUAUUGUGUUUACAGCCAGUACAAAAUCAUACUUAUUUGCCACUUAAUCUGACAAUCGCUGAGCACAAAAUCAAAAAUUACUAAAGUGAUGAAUGUAGAGCAAACAUGUCUUCCACUGGAACAUGUCAUCCAACAACCCAGUUGACAGAAAAAAAGUUUGCAUUGUACAUUUCUGCUAACCACAGUUCAGUCAGAUAACUCACGUUUAAAUGUUAAUUUCAACAGCAGAACAUAGUAAGAGUUUGGCGUCUAGACUCCUGCCUCAUCACUCCCUGCAGAUGUUUACAUGAGAUAUUGGAAAGUGAUGAUUAAAUACUUUCCCCUUUAGCCGGAGCCUGCAGGUGGAUGUUGGGGUGGAGGUGGGGCUGAAAGAGGGAGCAGCAGUACCGAUGCAGGGCAGCAGCUGCACAGACAAUGCAAAGGGAGAGCUGAGAAGAAUUUGCAGCCUAAAUAGACCAAAUUUGUAUUUUUCAUAUGUAGCAGAUAUGUUGAAACUUUAUGUUUCAGUUUUCAAAUUAUAUGCUGUGACAAUAAUGCGCUUACUGUGUGGUUAGGUUGAAGUACAAAAAACACUUUGUUAGGGUUAGCAAUUAAUUGUGUUUUUGCUUAAAAUGUCCAGUUUGGUCAUCACAAACACUGCUGGAAAUGUGUCGUUCAUUUUUGUCGCAUCAAACAUGCCUGGAAAAUGUACUAACUAAAAAAAAAUAUCCACUUAAACUACAACAAAUACGCCUGGAAAUAUACUGACAUGCCAUUUAAAAAAAUACCCGGUUUUGUCGCGACAAACACAGCUGGAAAUAUCCCAACAUGGUGUUAAAAAAUACCCACUUUUGUCGCAUUAAACAUGCCUGGAAAAUGUCCCAAUGUGUCAUUGAAAAAAAUAUCCAGCUUUGUCGCAACAGACACAGCAGAAAAUGUCUCGAUGUGUUGUUAAAAAAAUACCCAGUUCUGUCGCGACAAACACAGCUAGAACAAGAGGGACAUCGUCCUUCGGCCGAGGUCCCUAAAUAUCCCAACAUGUCGUUGAAAAAUACCCACUUUUGUAGCAUCAAACAUGCCUGGAAAAAUGUCCAGGCAAGUGUCAUUCAAAAAAUAUCCAGCUUUCCAACAAACACAGCUGGAAAUGUCCUGAUGUGUUGUUAAAAAAUAGUUGGUUUUGUUGCAUUAAACACGCUAGAAAUGUCCCAGUGUAUCAUUUUAAAAUAGCCCGUUUUGUCGCGACAAACACAACUGGAAAUAUCCAAACGUGUCGUUUAAAAGAUCUCAAGCUUUGUCGCAACAAACACAGCUGGAAAUAUCCCAACGUGUCGAAGAAAAAUACCCACUUUUGUUGCAAAAAACAUGGCUGGAAAUAUCCAAACGUAUCUUUUAAAAGAUCUCAAGUUUUGUCGCAACAAACACAGCUGAAAAUGUCCUGAUGUGUCGUUUAAAAGAUCUCCAGCUUUGUCACGACAAACACAGCUGGAAAUAUCCCAACGCGUCGAAGAAAAAUACCCACUUUUGUCGCAAAAAACACGCCUGGAAAAUGUCCCAACAUGUCGUUUAAAAAAUAUCCAGCUUUCCAACAAACACAGCUGGAAAUGUUCUGAUGUGUUCUUAAAAAAUACCCAGUUUUGUCGCAACAAACACAGCUGGAAAUGUCGCUACAUGUCAUUCUAAAAUAGCUGGUUUUGUUUGUUGGUCUUGAACAGUGGUCUGCAGCUUGACAGCUGUCUCGCCCAGGUGUUGCUCCAUCCACCACCUCCUGCUCCUCCUCCUCCUGAUGAGAAACUCAGCCAUAUACAUAUAAUCUGAACUACAUCACUUUUGAAAUGUUGAUAUGAUACGUAUGAAAAGUACACAUCUAACAUAUCUGUGGUUUGCAGAAAUGUACAAUACCGAGAUUUUAUUCUUGCGACUGGCCUGGAUCAAACUAUAAAUGGCUCUGAUACCUAAUAUUCAGGUUAGUGAGUUUGAAUGCUAACUUGAUUAUGUUGGAGGAAUAAUUUGCCAUCAGCCUAUAGUUAUUGCAGCUACAGAAUUUUACUUUCCAGGCAAUGUUUUAGUGUAAUAGCAAACACAUCUUUAACACAAUGAGUCUCACUGCUGGUCACAAGAUGUGUGUUAUCCUAAAAUUGCACUGCUGUGUGGAAAAAUGACUCAUGCCUCCUGAUAAUUGUUUGAUUUGAAUUUUCAUACCUCUUAAACAUGUAAAACAGUAUCAGCAGAGGGAUAUUAAACCUUAUUAGAACAUGGUAUCUAAUUAACAAUAUGCCACUCUGGAAAACCAUAGUUAGCACCCUGUCUGUCACAUCAUGACAAAGACACAGUUACAAUGAUGUCAUUUAGGUUUGUGACUUUUUUUGAACAGCCUUUUUUGACUUGUUCAGUAAGGAUCAUGCAUCAUUCACAUAAGAGACUAGAUGAAUAUAAAAACCAUAAAGAUUUUAGGUUGUUGAAUUCACUGUUUUUUGUGUACAUUGUGUAUAUAUUAACAUGUGGGUGUUUGUGUGUGAUUGGUAGUGUGCAAUAUUGGAAGUGGGGACUGGAGAAUAUAACUAUGUGGGAAGGUGUGCAGGUUGUAAGUAAAUAUGAACAAUUCUAUCGCGUACAAGACUCAAUCGAAAGGUUGUAUAAUUUAUCACAGCUUGCCUUGGAACUGUCGAUCCAAACAAAGCCUUUCCCAUGAUGCCGCACUGGCUUUCUCACGCGCUGUACUACUGGCUCACUUCCCUGAAAGUUUUCCAAGAGUUUCAAAAGUCAAAGAGCUUUAAACAAAGAGAAUUAAACCAGCUUAGCCUCAGAUGCAACACUGAUAGAAAGUGGUGCACUUCGAAAUCACUGCAGGUGUGUUUGCAGGAAGUGGUGGGUGAUAAAUUCAGUUACUGCUGAACAAAUGGAACGGGCCCAAAAUGGCACUGUUAGACAAAAUACAUACAGUACACCUUAAAAAACAGAAAUGCAGAUUUUUACCUCUUGUGUAAUAAGGGAUAGACUGAGCAAAUGCCAUGCAGCAUUUCUGGAGAAAAGUGGAGAUAAAUUAUGGUGAAAUCAUGAUAGUGGUUGUGCCUCUACAGAAAUCAAACUCCAUGUGCAUAACUCACAAUGUUCAUUUGAUUUUCUACCUGUUCUGUUUCUCUGUUUUGUUUUAAAUAUCCCUGUAGGUUUUAUUUAUCCUCAUUAUCUUUGCCAAAUGCCUUUUUUAAGAGUAUUGCUGUAUUUUCGAUGACAACAUUGUUUUUGACUGUGUAUGUGUUGUACACUGUGUGUGUGUGAGACAGAUGAUGAGGAUGAUGUCUGUAACUGUGACAAUAUUUUAUCCCUUACCAAUGAAAAGUGUUCUCCCAGAAGUGUUUCUGUAGCAGUGAUGCUGGAGUUUUUUGCUUUGUUGAGGUUUGGGUGCAAUUUAUAGAUCUGAAAUAACUGUUAUUUGGACACUUUAUUAUAAUGAUGGUGGUGUCGUGCUAGCUUUUUGAUUGUAGGAUAAACAUACUGCCAUGUACAGUUUUUUGCAUGCAACGCUUUGGUGUUGAGUCACUGUAUAGAUUAACACAAACACAGGCUAACUUUUGCUAUUUUAAGAUUGUAGCUUCAUUCUGUGACUUUGCAACAUUGGUUUUAUUUUAAGUUGUUUGAGGUGACUGAUGAAAAAAAAAACAAUUAAAAAAGUUUUGGUUCAAAUGGCUCAGUGCUUGUGACUGAAUUGUGCAUUUUUAAUUUAACGUAAAUCAGCAUUUUGAGGGAUUCAUGAGCAGACUGUUCACCUUGUGAAACUGAGAAAUUGUGGAGUCACUGUUUUUCAAAGCAAAGUCUUGGACUCGCCCGUAUCUUUGUGGGAUUAAUAUGUGCAAAUUUUGUAAAUAUAUGAUGUGUCAAUUCACAUCAGACUCAUGAAUAAACAUUCCCUUCUGAA